AGCAGCAGCAGCAACAUCAUCUCCACCAUCACCAACAGCAGCAGCAACAACAGCAGCAGCAGCAGCAACAACAAAAUGCCCGUUCGGCAGCUAGUCCCCUAUCCCCACCACGACCCGGUCCCGGCUCAGCGGCCGCCGCCAACACGUACGCCAAGUACGCGGAGCUUAAUGCGGUGCGGGAAGCGCCACAUCCUUAUAUCCAGCAAAGUACGUAUGGCAUCGGUCCGGGCGCGCAGUACCGCGACAACCCCUACACGCGAAUACCUCAAAUGGCGCCAGACUUCCAACGCGCCGCGGCAGCUGCUGCAGCAGCAGCGGCUGCUGGCGGUGGCACCGGUAGCGCACAGGUACCGACCGGUGUUGUGCAAGUACCGGGCGGCGGUUUACAGCCGCCACCACCCAGUGUCGGUAGCGCAGCCCACAUUGAAGCUUUGCAUUUCGCGCACCAACAGCAGCCGCCAUCAGGACAACCAACGGCCAACGCAACACAUGUGCUCAGCGGUGGUGCUGGCGCUGGAGGUGGCGCAGGCAGUGGCGGUGCACCCUCACCCCUUAAUGCCAAUACUGCAGCUGGCAAUGCCAGCCUAAUACGUCAGCGCAUUAUACUGCCAGCGCAUGCGCACUAUUCCAGCGAGUAUCUGGCGAACGCUAACGCCGUUGCAGUGGCGAACGCGCGAAACCAGCAACAUCAACAGCAGCAGCAGCAGCAACAACAACAGCAUCAGCAUCAGCAGCAGUUGCAUCAGCAGCAGCAGCAACAACAACAACAGCAGCAUACGCAUACGCAGCUGCCACAGGCGCCACCCGAUCCAGGAGGACAACCGUACAAGAAAAUGCGGAUGGGCGAUGUGACGGCGAAUUCAGUCAGCAACACGAAUCACCUGCCACCUAAAGUAGCGAACGCCGCCGCGCAGCAGCAGCCGCGUCAGCCAUCACCAGCAGCUGCCUCGCUAGCUGCCGCACAACAGCAGCAACAGCAACUAAUAGCUGGCGGAAGCCUACGCAACAGCGCAGCACAAAUGAUGCAGCAACCCGUUCCACACUCGCAUUUGACCGUGGUGUCCAGUAGCCACGUGGCGCACUCCCAGCCACCGCCCGCCGCGAUGCAGCAGCUGAAGGUGGAAACACAGCCGCCGUUGUUGCAGUCAGCGGCCGCGCCGCCUACAAAUCGCAGCAUGUCGGGAACCGUGAUGGGAAGCAGCAGUAAUAUUGGUAAUGUGGGCGUUGGCGUCGGCGUAGGCGUGGGCGCGGGCAUGGGCGUCAUCAAUGCGACACCAAAUGCGUCCGCAAUGAUCGCAAGCGCUGGGGCAGCACCACCACCACCACCACCGACGAAAAGCUCUUCAUCCUCAUCAGAAGGCUACCAUCCGCAAGUAGAAGCCAUCUCACCUACACUGCCAAGCGACAAUGUCGAGGAGCGCGGUAGCGCUGUAACCGAAGAUCUGCUGACGCAAAUACAGAAAGUAGAUGCGGAGAUACAGAGCGCCGAAAAUACGAUGGACACACUACGCAAGCAGGAGAAAGGCCUCAAGGACAAGGUCGCACUGAGCAAGCAACAGCGUGAGCAAGAUCUGCUUGCCAACGAGAACGACGAUGCGGUGAAGAUGGAGCAUACAUGGCGUUUGCAGACGCUGGCACAGAAAAUUUACGAGGCGAACCGUAAGACGGCCGCCGCGCGACAUUCCAUACUCAGCCAUUGCGGUGAUCGCAACAUUUUACCGUUGUAUAAUCAGCCGUUGGACGUUGAGAUGCUGACGACGCUGAUCAAGCGACAUCACACGACGAUACGCACACCGCUGAUGGAGCACAUCUGCAAGCUGAAGCACGAGCGAUGGACCCACAAUACGGGGCUGGUGGAGACAUACGCGCAGAUGUCGAGUGAGUGGCAGAAGCGCGUGGAGAAGUCGGAGGGUAGCGCGAAACGAAAGGCGCGGGAGGCUAAGAAUCGAGAGUUUUUCGAGAAGGUCUUCACGGAGCUGCGAAAACAACGCGAGGAUAAGGAGCGCUUCAAUCGCGUCGGCUCGCGCAUCAAGUCGGAGGCUGACUUAGAAGAAAUCAUGGAUGGUCUUCAAGAACAGGCAAUGGAGGAUAAGAAGAUGCGCUCCUACGCUGUUAUACCGCCGUUAAUGUUUGACGCGCGUCAGCGUCGCUGCGUCUAUUACAACGAGAACGGCUUCAUUGAGGACAUGGUGGCGGUGCAUAAGGAGCGGCAGACGUUGAACGUGUGGACCGCGGGCGAAAAGGAGAUUUUCAAGGAGAAAUUCCUACAGCAUCCGAAAAAUUUCGGCGCCAUUGCCGCCAGCUUGGACCGCAAGUCGGCACAGGACUGCGUACGCUACUACUACCUCAGCAAGAAGACGGAAAACUACAAGCAGUUGCUGCGCAAGUCGCGCCAACGCACUCGCUCAUCACGCAACCCGCAAAAGUUGCAACAGCAACAGACACAGUGCAUUAUCGACUCGUUGACAACGGGUGUGACAACGCGUUUGCAGCGUGAACAACAGCAGAAGACUGGUGGGCGCUCGGCGGCGGCGGAACGAGAACGUGCCGAACGGGCUGAGCGUGCGGCCGAGCGUGCAGCAGCGGAUGCGGCGAAGGCGGCAGCGACCGCACAAGUCAAAUCCACCAGCGGUAAGGGAGAUGGCAGCAAUGCUGCUACUGCGGCAACGGCGGAAACGACGGCCGAUACGACUGAAGUAGCCAAAGGCAAAGCGACAGCUGGGCCUGAAGCCGCUACACAAAAAUCCAACAUCAACACGUCCAAUAGCAGCAACAGCACCACCGCAACAAGUGGCACUACUACAAGCACAUCAGUGCCGCCAAAAGCUGGCGAAGUUGAAAAAGCUUCGUCCGCCGAAAGCUCAUCAGCAACAGCAGCUGCAGCUGGUCAGCAAACAACAGAUGCACCAACCGAUGCAGCGCAAAGUGGCACAGCGGCGAAAGCGAAAGCCGACGAGAUAUCAAAUGCCAGCAAAGCGAAUGCUACAAGCACAAUUGCAGACGCGGCAUCAACCACCAAUGCGCCGACGACAACCAGCAGCAAUGUUACCAGUGCAGAUGAGAGUAGAAAAAAGCUCGCAACAACUUCCGGCGGCGCUGGCGCAGUCGUGGCGAAUAACGAAGCGGAAGCGGAUAGUAAAAAGUUGGCCGAUGAAAAGCACGUCGUUAGCAGCAGCAGUAACAGCGGCGGCAACACUGCGCCAACAUCGGGCGGCAUCAGUAAUGUCAACGCCGCCAAUGCCGUGUCUGGCAGCGUGACGCAGCAUCCACCCGGCACCACACCGAAUGGCAUUAAAACCAUUUAUGCCGCCUCAAUGGCACAGGCGGUGGCGGCAGCAGCGGCCAAUGAAGAUGUAAAAAUGAUUGCUGUAGGCGAUAAGAUCGGCACAGCAGCAGCAGCAGCGGGAGCAGUAACUGCCAGCAGCUCGGGCGUAAACGCGAUGGAUGCUGGCGGUAACAACAAGCUGGGCAGCGGUAACAGUGUGGCCACGCCCACUACCUCAACAACCGCUGGCAAUUUUCUUGGGCAGAAACUCAAGGCGGCGCAAGUGGAAGGCAUUGGCGCCGGCAACGUUGGCAACUCAGAUGUUAGUGAUCCAAAACGGAAGCGUCUCGACGUUACGUCGAACGCAGAUGCUUCUAACGCAAACUCCUCCUCCUCUACCAACACCACCAACACGAAUAACAACAACAACUCUUCCUCCUCCAUAUUAUCCAACUCCACUACGAAUCUACACGCGCUUAGUGCUAAUCCUGCCAAUCGUAUUAGCAACAAUAGCAGCAACAACAACAACAUUGCGCAAACUGGCGCUGGGUUGGCAGCGGCAGCGGCAACAGCAGGUGCAAUUACAACAACACUUGUUGGUGUAACGCUUACAACAACGUUGACCACAAAUAGCGCGACAGCGACGCCAGGCAGCGGUGCUGUGAGCAUCAAUGCCGCGCCAACAUCAAUAACGCUUACAACAACGACUGAAGGCAACAAUGCCAUCGAUGGUAAAGAUAAACUGGCCACAUGUUUCGUUUGCAAAGCGGAGGCCUGCCCGCGCACGCGUCCCCUCAAAAAGGGUCGCGGCCAACAGUACGGCAUUCCAGAUGAUACAAUACCGGCAGGUGCGCGUGUCUGCAACUCGUGCCAAUGCAAAUCGGUACGUAAUCGCUAUACGAACUGCCCCAUUCCGACGUGUCCGAAUCCGAAAGAUCGCGCCAAACGUCUACACAACAUUCCGCCACGUCUAUUUGAAUUUGCUCCCGAAAUCCGAGAUCCCAUCUUUCAGGAGUUCCAAAUACCACCACAGUCGACACGUUGCUGCUCGGCCUGCCUAAUGCGUAUACGCCGCAAAUUAGAUCUUGAUCCUCAUAUAACGCUGACGGACGAAGAUCGUCGCAUGGAUUGCGAUGAAUCAGAUGUGAGCACCUCGUCGUGUGAUGAGCGCGAAGUUGGCGGCAGUGAUACUGCUUCGGUGGAGAGUCCCGAAUCGCAGCGACAUAACUCAAUGACAAAGGAUGUGCAGAAGCCGCAGACACCGAUUGUGGUGAGCGUCGCCACAAAUGCAGCCGAUACUACAACGGUGACAAUAACUGCCGCCGGCAUUAAGGCUGACGAACGUUUGCUGCCACCUUUGGGACAGGCGCCGAAAAAGCAAAAGACCUCGGAGGAGUAUGAUUCGUCUGCUACGGAGACAGCGGAUGAGGAGAAUGAGAAUUCGCCAGCGAACCGUCAAAGUCCAAAGGUUAUACUGAACAGCGGCAGUGGUGUGGGUGCACAGGGUAGCGGCGUUGGCCUCGGCCCACCAAUGGCGAGCGCCCAACAAGUUCAUAUGGGACAGCAGAAUGGUCCACCGCAACCGCAGCAGGUAAUGUCUCUACCGCCACGCGAACAAACCGGUGCGAAUGUACAAGAUGUGUUGUAUUCGGUAAUUGAGCUGUCGCUCAAGACGAAGGGUCCACCACCAGCUAAAAUGCCCUCACAAAUGUCGAAUGCGUCGUCUAUGCAUGGCCUGAAACCCAACAUGGAACCACUACGUAGUCGCGGUGAUCUCAGCAACAAUAAUAACAACUCUAACAACGAUGUGACUAUAGUCGGCGAAUUCCGCAAUGAUGGUUCCAUAGUGAAGCAGCAGGCACAUGGACAGCCGAUAGGCUUAAGCGCGCGCCAAUCCAACGCAUCUGCAGUUAAUUCGGGCCAAGGUCCACCGGGUAGUCAAGGUCCACCUGGCGCUGUGGUACAUCCGGAUAGCUUGGCCACGAUAUCUGUGGUGAACUCCCAUCUGCCACACCAGCAUCUGCCACCACAUGGCAUGCUGCAUCAGCAUGAGAUCAAGGCAACUAUAACGCCCGUGGUGAAGUCUGGUAAGACGCCAACACCGACGCCUCAGCAGCCGCCAGACUCUAUCCGAUACACCAUGCCCGCUGUCGCCGUGCAGCAGCAUCGCAACAACGAACCCGAACCACAAACACUUGACCUCUCAAUUAAGAAACCAGCGCGAGAUGGUCCUUCGCCUCACUCUUCGUCCAGCGGCGUGAACUCCUCUAGCAACGAUAAUGGACCUCGCCAUCAGCCACCACCAGGCGCAGUAAAGCAUGUCGGCAACGCCGCAUCUAUGUAUCGUGGUCCAGAAUUGGGCCCGUCGAACCCAACGUAUCUAUACCAUCCACAUCCAGCGACCGUAGGCAAGGGACCGCAUGGCUCUGUCUAUAUGCCGCAAGUACCUGUACCCAUUCCUAUAACGCAAGCAGGUGUGGGCGCACGAUCUCAAGCGACCGGUGGGCAACCGCCCCCGCAACAACCGCCACCAUCCACGCACCAGGCCCAUAUGCAGCUGCCACCGGGUGUGGUGAGCAACAGCAGCAAAGUAGGAGGUGCCAAAAUGGCGCCCAAGCUGAGUCCACAGCUGAUACAUGGUCCGUCGUCACACGGCACAACGGCAUCACCAUCACAACAGCAGCAGCAACAACAGAUGAUGGUGGGUCCUAAAGGUUCCAUAACACACGGAACUCCGGUCAAUAAUGCCCAACAGAUAAUCGUACACUCCUCGCCUGCGACACUGAGCCCUAAAUUCGACAGCAUCUUGCGUCAAACUCCACCGUCCGGCAGCGAUGCGGGCAACAAACUUGGCUCCAUCACACAGGGCACACCCAUACAUCUGCCUUCACAUCAUAUGGAGAGCAAACGUUCGUACGAAUACUACAAAUCGUCGCAGCGUCAAAGCCCUGCACAACAGCAGCAGAUGCCAGUGGUCGGGCAUCCAGGGGUGUUGCCGCCACCGCAACAGUCAUCGCCUCAGGCCCCACCGCCGCAGGGCUAUGGCGCCAAUUCCCCGUACGCACGCUCACCCUACUCCGUUGACCAGUCGCCGGUACUGAGUACGCGUCAAAUUGUCUUGCAUGACUACAUAACCUCACAGCAGAUGCAGGGCCAACAACGAAACGUAUCGCGUGGCAGCAGCAACAGCGCGGGAGGCGGCGGUUCAGACAAAGAGUCUCCAUCGCCACGCAACAGCGUCAGUGGUCCCGGCAGCGCGCUGGUAUUCUACGACAAGGAGCGUGGACGCACCGAAUACUCGAGUCGGGCCUCGCCCGCUGAGCAUGUCAACAGUACGCCCAGUCCCCAUCGCACACCACCGCCACCACGGCAAGGUGUCAUACAGCGUCACAAUACUGGCUCAAAGCCACCCUCGCCAGCAACGAUACCCCAGAAUCGCCUGCACGUGAUGCCGCACAACUAUCCGCCAGCUGGUCACGACGCCUUCUCUUCGUUUGUCGAUGUGGCCGUACAACAGCCACAAUUGCCGGUGCCAUCGCAGCAGAAGGAAGAAAAGCAACUCCGACACGAUGCGCCACCGCCACCACCACAUCAACAGCAUGCGCCGAGCACACAACCGCCGCACGCGCAACAUGAGAUACGCUACCAAAUGAUGCAGCUUAACUAUCAUCAACAGCAGCGAGCAGCCGCGGUAGCUGCAGCAGCUGCUGCACAACAACACCACCAGUACCGGCAACAAGCGGCGGCAAGUGCUGCCGCCAAUGCGGAUCUCCAGCGACGCAUGCACGCGAUCGAACGAGAUCGAGAUCUGCAGCAGAAGCGACAAGAGCGUGAUAGAGAACGCGAGCGUGAGAAGGAACGUGAGCGUGAACGUGAAAGAGAACGAGAGCGUGAACGCGAACGUGAGCGCGAGAGGGAACGUGAAAGAGAGCGUGAGAGAGAGCGGGAGCGUGAGCGCAUGGUGGAAUGUAUAGCGGCGAAUGAGCGCGAUGCGGCAGGACGUCGCAUGACGGAGCGAAUGAGUGCGGUAGCAGCGGCGCAACAUUACAUGCGUGGCGGGCCGGAAAGUGGACCGCCGCGGGCAAUACCCGAUCGGGAAAGAGAUCUCUAUCAUAGGGCACCACCGGACAGUACAUUGUCGGCGCAGGUCUUAAUCGAUGCCAUCAUAAAACAAUCGAUCAUACAGGGCAGCUCAGAACCGAAUCCAGCGAGCAUGAAUCGGCCAUCAUAUUAUAACUCGCGUGAAUUGCCACCCUCAUCACGUCCUCAGCAUCCUUCUGCUGCUUCAUUGUCUGCUGCCGAAAAUAAUGGCAAGGCGAAUUCACCUAAUGUCAUCAACAUAGACUUGGAUAAUGAUCGCGCCGGCAGCAGUACCAAUCAGCACGAUUCGCCAAGCGUGAGUGUGAUGAAUUCACGUGGCAGCGGAGUUUCGCAUGGCAGUCGCAGUGGCUCGCAGGGCGGUCCACCGCCCGGCAGCUUAGCGCCACAACCAGGUGGCGCGCUGUUGCCACCCACCUCGCAGGCGCAGGCGCAAGCUCAAAACCAAAAGCAGUCGCAAAUGUUGAAAACGAACAUCACAUUCGGUGAGUUAGCGGACUCUAUUAUAGCAAACGAUUACUGCCCGAAUCCGAUGCAACUGCGUCCGCAUGUCAACUACAUGCCUUACCUGCAGGAACAGCAGCCGAUCGUGAUGACCGAUCAUUGGACCAAGUAUAAUCGUCGCAUGCAGCAUAAAGAAGUCGAAGCGGCAGUCGAGCGCAAUAAGGCAGCUGCCGCCCAGAAUAGCGGCGUCGGCGUUGCGGUUAACACCAGCGGAGUGGUCUCCGGACAGCCGGGUAAUAGCGGUGCGACGGGUGGCGGCAGCAGCAGCGGAGGACGCUCAAACACACCAGCGGACGAGCGCAACAUUAUACGCAUGCAGCAGACGGUGAGUCCGCGCAAGUAUGAUUUGAUGAUGCAGCCGCCACAUGAUCAGGCUGCCGCUGCAGCAGCCGCUGCGGUUGCUGCGAGUCAUUACUACCAUCCGCAUGGCCCACCGCCCUCGAGUGGGCCACCAUCUAUGAGCAUGCAUGCGCGCAGUGGUAGCGCUGGCAGUGGCGGAUCAUCUUCAAUUCCCUCGCCGCAUGAUCAGCGCAUGGCUGGCGGUGGUAGUGGCGGGACCGCUGGUGGUGGCAUGCCAACAAGUGGCUCUGUGACGCAAAACCAUCCAUUCGAUACAAUGAAGUAUGUGAAAAACCGUAUUGUGGAAGUGAUGCGCACCGAAGAUGAAGAGAUGCAACAUCAACAUUCGCACAAUGAUCAUCGCGGCGGCGGCGGAAAGGAUAUGCACGAUGGCCCAGUCGGCAGUACAAUGCGUAAAACCCCCAAUCAGUACGACGAUGGUCGUGAUGGUCGACGCGUGUCCGCUGUGUCGUCCAGUGGAGGUGGCGGUGGAGGCAUUGGCAGCAGCAACAACAAUGACACGCACCACGGCUUAGUAUCCUCGCAGCCCCCACCAUUGGGCGCUUAUCAGCCCCAAACUCCGGUCACAACAUUCGCACCAACGACAUACGCCUACCCCUACAGUGCGUUGAAUGUGCCCAGCUCAGUGGCGGGAUUGCCACCGCCCUCACAAAUGACUUCGUCGCAGUUGGCUUCAUUGGCGCACCAGCCACCCAUAUCACACAUCGGCAAGCAGACGCCUGGGCAUGGCUUGGGUGGCGUUGGUGGCGGUGUUGGCGUUGGGAUGACGGCAGCAGGGGCCGUCUCCGCAGUAGCACAAUCGAGUGGUGCAUCGGCGAUGGAGCCAAAACCGUUAUUGUCAGCGCAAUAUGAGGCACUCAGCGACGAGGAUUAGUUGUGACUGCAGGCGUCUG
Rhagoletis zephyria (snowberry fruit fly) is the source of this 9120-nucleotide messenger RNA. RefSeq names its product nuclear receptor corepressor smrter (gene Smr). The record is from RefSeq and is a predicted model, not a curated record. Gene Ontology annotation, biological process: regulation of transcription by RNA polymerase II. Lineage: Eukaryota; Metazoa; Arthropoda; Insecta; Diptera; Tephritidae. Gene Ontology annotation, cellular component: chromatin.